This is a messenger RNA of Plenodomus lingam JN3, 630 nucleotides long. RefSeq lists its product as uncharacterized. NCBI's taxonomy places the organism in Eukaryota, Fungi, Ascomycota, Dothideomycetes, Pleosporales, Leptosphaeriaceae. The record is from RefSeq and is a predicted model, not a curated record.
AUGAAGACAACCAUUAUCACCGCCCUCGCCUCCCUCGCCCUCGUCUCCGCGACCCCAACUCCCCUCAGCCUAGAAGCUCGUGCACCUCCCAACAUCCCCACCAAAGCGCAAGCAGAGUCUCAACUCGCCGGACUCACCGUCAGAGCUCAAGGUCCUCAGACUGGUUACUCACGUGACCUGUUUCCUCACUGGAUCAACCAGUCGGGUUCCUGCAACACCCGCGAGGUCGUCCUACAGCGCGAUGGAACUGGUGUUGUCACGGAUUCUUCGUGUGCAGCGACUUCGGGACGUUGGGUUAGUCCCUUUGAUGGAGCUACUUGGACGGCGGCGAGCGAUGUGGACAUCGAUCACAUGGUGCCAUUGAGUAACGCGUGGAAGUCUGGAGCAGCCAGCUGGACCACUGCACGUCGCCAGCAAUUCGCCAAUGACUUGACCAACCCUCAACUCAUUGCCGUUACGGACGACGUCAACCAGGCCAAGGGUGACAAGGGUCCCGAGGACUGGAAGCCUCCGCUAACAAGCUACUACUGUACCUACUCGAGAAUGUGGAUCAAGGUCAAGAGCGAGUGGGACUUGACAAUUACAAGUGCGGAGAAGACGGCGUUGGAGAGCAUGUUGAGCAGCUGCUGA